This is a messenger RNA of Lepisosteus oculatus (spotted gar), 3053 nucleotides long. RefSeq names its product collagen, type IX, alpha 3 (gene col9a3). Gene Ontology annotation, molecular function: extracellular matrix structural constituent conferring tensile strength. The record is from RefSeq and is a predicted model, not a curated record. Gene Ontology annotation, biological process: extracellular matrix organization. Lineage: Eukaryota; Metazoa; Chordata; Actinopteri; Semionotiformes; Lepisosteidae. Gene Ontology annotation, cellular component: collagen type IX trimer.
GUUCAGCCCCUCCAGCUGGAGACUCGGGUUUAUCUGGAUGCAAAGUGAACUUAUUCACGAGCUCCGCGCCGCGAGGAGAAGGAACGGUCCGUUAUAAGCCGGGAGGAGAGAGGCAGCGAGAGGGAAAGAGGAAGGGGGUGACCCUUUUUAACUCAAAAUCCGAGUUGAGAGGAGGACCCGAGCCAUGGCGUGUUUCUCAGCUCUUGGGCUGCUCUUCCUUUGCCAGCUUUUGAUUGCAUUCUUAGCCCAGACACCAGGCCCUCGGGGACCGAUAGGGCUGCCGGGACCCCCGGGACCCCUGGGGAAGGACGGCACCGAUGGAAAACCUGGUCCCCCCGGACUUCCUGGCAAGCCUGGACCCAAAGGAAAAGCAGGGGGACCUGGAUCUGCAGGAAAUGCAGGGCUUCCUGGCCUUCCUGGAGUGGAUGGUUUAACGGGUGCUGAUGGCAAAGCUGGCAAAGAUGGGCCACCUGGACCAAGAGGGGAACCAGGACCUCCUGGUCCAGGCGGGCCUCCUGGCAGAGGGAAACCAGGACCACCAGGUCCCCCUGGAGCCACAGGACUUUCAGGAGGAUUAGGGCCACAGGGUCCUCCGGGACCUGAAGGCCCUCCUGGAUCUACUGGUCCUUCUGGACCUCCUGGACCACCAGGUCUUCCUGGGGCUUUCCCCGAGGGCAGUGGUGAGGCUGUGUGUCCAGCCAUUUGUCCUCCAGGUCCACCUGGAGUUCCAGGAAUGCCAGGGUUCAAGGGUCACACAGGCCACAAAGGCGAAAAAGGGGAAACUGGAAAAGAUGGAGAAAAGGGUGACCCAGGACCUCCAGGUCCACCCGGCCCUCCUGGGACAGUUGGUCUCCAGGGUUCACGCGGUUUAAGAGGACUAAUGGGUCCCAUGGGCCCAGUGGGAGACCGGGGCCUGCCCGGCUUCCGUGGGCGUCCGGGAAACCUCGGAGUCAUCGGAAAAAGAGGUGACUCUGGAGAGAAGGGACCACAGGGCUUUAAAGGACCAAAGGGUGACAUUGGAAAACCAGGUCCGAAAGGCAUCUCAGGGGGAUCUGGGUCCAAAGGAGAGCCUGGCAUCCCUGGUCGAGAUGGUAAAGAUGGCACACAAGGAACAGAUGGGGAAAAGGGUGAUUCUGGCCGACCGGGAGUUCCAGGAGAGAAAGGGCCCAACGGACUCCCCGGAUUACAAGGAAAGGCAGGAUCCAAGGGAGCAAAAGGACAAAUUGGUGACCAAGGAGAAAUGGGAGAGGCAGGCCCUUCUGGAGAGCCAGGUAUUCCUGGUAUUCCGGGCAUUCCCGGAGAGAGGGGCGAGGCUGGGCCUAGAGGUGUAGCUGGAGGAAUCGGGGCUCAAGGAGACCUGGGGGCACCAGGGGUUAAAGGUUACCAGGGACCUAAAGGUGCUCAGGGGGACGCAGGACUUCCGGGGCCAACAGGAAUCCGAGGACAAUUUGGUGACAGGGGUCCAGUUGGAGCUUCAGGACCUAAAGGAAAUCCAGGUAUUGCAGGAAGUGAUGGACUUCCUGGAGAGAAAGGGGAACCGGGUCCAUUUGGUCCAGUUGGACAAAAAGGAGAACCUGGGAAACGUGGUGAAAUGGGUCCGAAGGGCUUCGCCGGUCCCCAAGGAGAAACCGGGGCCCGAGGCCCCCCUGGGAAAUCAGGCCUCAUGGGCUUCCAGGGAGAGCAGGGCCUGCCGGGCAUCGCGGGGAAAAUCGGCGUUCCUGGCAAACUGGCCAGCGAACAGCACAUCAGGGAAAUUUGUGCGGGAAUGAUAGAUGAUCAGAUUGGCCAGCUGGCUGCAAACUUGAGAAGGCCCCUCGCACCUGGCAUGGUGGGUCGCCCAGGGCCUCCUGGGCCACCAGGACAGCCUGGACCCGCUGGGUCGAUAGGACACCAAGGGCCACGAGGGCCUCCCGGAUACCGAGGGCUCCCGGGAGAGCUGGGGGACCCCGGCCCCAGAGGGGACCCAGGUGAGCAAGGUGAUAAAGGACAUACAGGCAAAGGCAUUGAUGGACCUACAGGAGACCAAGGGCAUCAAGGCCUUCCUGGGGUGCCCGGAGUGAGUAAAGAUGGUCGCCAUGGCACCCCGGGCGACCCGGGCUACCCUGGUGAGCCUGGCAGAGUGGGGAGAACCGGUGCCCAGGGGUCCCCAGGAAUCUGUGACACGUCGGCCUGCCAGGGGGCCGUGGCGGGAGGAAAAUCACCCAGUCCGAAAAACAGUUAAACUGGGCGGAACGGCAGAGUUACCUUUUUUUAAUUAAAAAAAAGAGAAAGUGACUGGAUAUCUAAGAACAAAAGAGUGAGGAAGAGGGCUGAAAAAAACCCCGCAAUACAGCAAUAAAAAAAAUCACUCUUCCAAGAAACUAAAAAGGACAGACGUCAGUAAUGAGCAAGAGCGCAAGAACAUCAGUAUUGCUCCGUAAACAAUAAAACAGUCUCCCAUGAAUGACUUUACUGAAAAGGUGCUUAAAGACAAUUCUUCUUUUCUUUCUACACACCUCUCUUGCCAAACAGAGGCCCCUCUCCCUGCUGUUCCUCUUCCUGAAUGUCUUUGUGGUAGGUUUAGAGUUCAAACGCAGCGCUGCCCUACUGUGGCUUUGUGUCUCCUCAGCAGGAAAGCUUACCUCGCAGAACACUGUCUUUCGUGAUCACGAUUCUGAGCAAGAGCCAUCAUUCUGCGCAGGGGCUUUGUAUAUAGAAUUAUAAAUAUUACAAAGUGGGUCCAUGUAUUUUGUAUAGUUGAAGUACACCUGCAGUAAGAUCCAUUCUCAACACUUACCUAGUUUUGGUGUUAUUGGAAGCAGCUUGUAAAGUGUUUUUGUUUGUUUUUGUAACAAUGCAGUGUUUAAAUUGGACUUAAUUCUGAAAGCCAAUUCCCCGCAAAAUAUGUCAGGAAAUAAAACCUUUUAAGUGUCUCUGUGGGUGCAGCAAACAAUUGUUACAAGUAUGCAGUCCUCCGUGAAGUGUGCUUAAUCCCUUUCCACGUCUUCAAUGUAAAUCCACAUCCACUAUGCAAUGGUGCUGUAACUAUUAAAUAUACAUGAAUUUAAAUUCUA